Molecule: messenger RNA, 1002 nt
Organism: Trametes versicolor FP-101664 SS1
Lineage: Eukaryota; Fungi; Basidiomycota; Agaricomycetes; Polyporales; Polyporaceae
Exons: 6
Coding region: 1-1002 (333 amino acids)
Source: RefSeq, a predicted model, not a curated record
AUGGGUUCUAACACCAACAACAUUUCUGACAACGACAACGACACGCGUACAACGUCGCUGAUUCGCGGUGUAGCCUCUAGUGCCGCUACUAAGGCCAAGAGUGCUAAUGCCACCCAUGACAGCGCUGGCGCCAAGGAGUCGAGUGCUGGGGGUAAGAGCACCGAGCCCAGAACACCUGCGUCGCCUCCCAGCUCGGACUCUCCUACCUCCACCAUGGAAGAGCCAGCUGAUGACGAAGAUUCCACCGGUACGACUCGCCAGAUCGGAAAGAAGGCGAAGAGGCCCCAGUCGCCUGACUGGCCUUCGAGCCCCUUUGGACUAACGUACGAGCUCGAAGUUCUGGAUCGAGUCCGGUCGUUGACCAACCUGUGCGAUCUCAAGUCAAACAGAUACGGGUUAACGAGAAUCCCCAAGGGAGCAACCUGGGGCGAAGCGGAUGACAAACUCGACGACGUUUUGUGCGCCGACGGCCGUCCCCUUAUUGCGCUGAUCAUCGGCGAGAUCGACAACGCCUCCUUCUUCAAUGAGAUAGGCCAGCCCCUCAAGUUCGUUCGCGUUUCUGUGCAGCCCAUGUAUCACGCGGAUGUGGUCAUGGCGCACAAGAUGAUAAAGCAGCUGUCUGGCAAGGUGAAGAAAGAGGAGGAGCUUCAGGUUAACAUCGUUGAAACCGGCAGACGCCAGGCACGCCGUGAAAAGAAAGGCAGGAACACUGUGGCCUACGAGUUCAGGCAUGGUUACGACGCGUCCGACCAAUACGGCCCCAAGUCGAUCAUGCCAAAGAUCCGUGCUCAGGAGAUAGGCUACCGCGACCUCGUGAUUGUCGAGUGCAAAGUCGUCAGAUUCCGCGUCGACUCCGAGACCGGCAAGGCAAGCUACUAUAACAGCAACUGGACGAGCUGGAGGGUGCGCUUCGAUAUCGUCAGCGUCUGCAGGAUGUGCGAGUGUGGGGACGAUGUGCAGUCCGCGGGGCCGUCUGACGACGAGGACGUUCCGGUCGUCUAG